AUGCGCCUCCAAAUACCGUUUCUAUCUCUUUUGUCGCUCUUGCUUUUUGCCAGCUUCAGCCAUGCUUUCGUCGGUCCAUCAUGUAUGAAGAUGAAGGAUACACUUGGAACCAAACCAGACAUCAUCUUCAAGAAAUUCCAGAGUGAAAUCUGCGACAAGGGGUGCAAGCCAGUCGUUGCCCAUUAUGAAAGGUUCGCACGCAAAAACGUGAUAAAACCGCUGGUUACGAAGGUCAUGAAGGAUAUGGGCAUGCCACAGCACACCAAAAUCGUCCUAAACCUAGCCGAGGAUGUUUUCAAAGUGGUGAAUGAAAAGUGUGCGAAGAACUUGGGCAAGGGCCACCUCUGCCAGGAUCCAGAAACCCUCACGAAAUUUGGAAAUUGCCUCAAAGGCAAUCUCAUGCCAGUUGUAAUGGGUAGGGUUGGUGAAUUGAUGCCACUGGUAGCGGAACCAAUCUGCGCCAAGCAGCUCGCAUACUUCGAGAAGGGCGAUCUUUGGGAAAAAGUCAUACCGAGCUACAUUGACAAGUAUGCAGCGGUGUGCCAGAAGCUAUAA
Molecule: messenger RNA, 555 nt
Organism: Aspergillus oryzae RIB40
Lineage: Eukaryota; Fungi; Ascomycota; Eurotiomycetes; Eurotiales; Aspergillaceae
Exons: 1
Coding region: 1-555 (184 amino acids)
Source: RefSeq, a predicted model, not a curated record